Ochlerotatus camptorhynchus is the source of this 587-nucleotide messenger RNA. It is a transcript of the gene RpS7, whose product is annotated as ribosomal protein S7. Gene Ontology annotation, biological process: rRNA processing; translation; ribosomal small subunit biogenesis. NCBI's taxonomy places the organism in Eukaryota, Metazoa, Arthropoda, Insecta, Diptera, Culicidae. Bases 78 to 587 code for a protein of 169 amino acids. Gene Ontology annotation, cellular component: cytosolic small ribosomal subunit; ribosome; 90S preribosome. Gene Ontology annotation, molecular function: structural constituent of ribosome. The transcript has 2 exons. The record is from RefSeq and is a predicted model, not a curated record.
UCCUUUCUCGCUCUUUUUUCGGGCAUCUUUGAUGUGCGAGUGAACACAUUUCACUGUGAACGUAAAUUAUUUUCGCUAUGGUUUUCGGAUCAAAGGUGAUCAAGGCCGGUGGUGCCGAGCCUGAUGCGUUUGAGGGUCAGAUCGGCCAGGCUAUCCUGGAUCUGGAGAUGAACUCGGACUUGAAGCCACAACUGCGUGAUCUGCACAUCACCCGCGCUCGAGAGAUCGAGUUCAACAGCAAGAAGGCUAUCGUGAUCUAUGUGCCGGUGCCCAAGCAGAAGGCCUUCCAGAAGGUCCAGACCCGUCUGGUUCAUGAGCUGGAGAAGAAGUUCUCCGGCAAGCACGUCGUGUUCAUCGGCGAGCGCCGUAUCCUGCCCAAGCCUCAGCGUGGCCGUCGUGACCCCAACAAGCAGAAGCGCCCACGAUCCCGUACCCUGACUGCCGUGUACGAUGCCAUCCUGGAGGAUCUGGUCUUCCCGGCUGAGGUCGUCGUCGAUAGCAAACUUUCCGCAAUGGUUCAAUCAUCCUCGGUGGACAAAGCCAAGUCUUGUCACUAUCAACAAGGCAUAAAAAGUAACAAGGAAUAA